This is a messenger RNA of Belonocnema kinseyi, 1542 nucleotides long. RefSeq lists its product as uncharacterized. NCBI's taxonomy places the organism in Eukaryota, Metazoa, Arthropoda, Insecta, Hymenoptera, Cynipidae. The transcript is spliced from 7 exons. The coding region runs from base 122 to 1459 and encodes 445 amino acids. The record is from RefSeq and is a predicted model, not a curated record.
AGCAUUAUUGUGAACGGUAGAUGGCAAUUGUAAAUAUUAUGGUGAAGAGAAUCAUUCGAUUGAGUUAAGUGAAACGCUUCGAAGUUGCAGAAAAUAAAACUCAAAUUUUGUUAUAAAAAAAAUGAACAAAAAGUUAAGCACAAAAUUAACUAUUAAAAAAUCACCGAAAAUGGAAAAUAAUUUCGUGUCAACAAAAAUUAUUCAUGUGGCAAGUAUCACGCCGAAAAGUAAUUAUCAUAAAAAUUGUUUGUCACCAUAUGUCAACUCUAAGGGAAUCGGGUUUGUAAGGAAAAGUUCUGAUGGUCGUAUUAAGAAAAGGUGUUCAGUAUAUGUCUCCAAAUCAGAAAGGAACCACAAUAUUAAUGUGAUAAGUAUUAAAUCAAAUGCAAGAACAAUUUCAACUGAUUCAAAAAAUUCUGCUUAUCAAAAUUCAACGGAAAUGCUGAAGCAUCCUCGAGUGGAAAUACUUAAAAGUGUGAACAACAAUAAAACUAUUACACCUCAGCAUUCACGUUCAGUAGCAACAAAUCAGAUAAAAAUCGAUCACAGAAGCUGUACAAAAUCCAAGACAGCAAAAAGUGGAUAUUUAGAUCGAAAUUUGUCAUACAAUACGGAAUACAAAGACGACUUUAUUGAAUUCCAGCUGGAACUGGAUUCAUAUCACAAAUUAUCUCCCACAUUUUUAACAAAAAAUAUUUCUGCUGAGCAGAGGAGAUUGUCGAUAAAAAAUCUUUUGAAAUUUGCCGCGGAGUCUAAUUUUCCAUCUUACGUUAUUUUUCAAAGUGUGAGAAUUUCUGAUGCAAUGAUAGAUUUAAAAAAUGUUAAAGAGGAUUGGGAAUUAGAGUUUAUUAAUUUAUCUGCUUUAUGGAUCUCCUUAAAGAGACUUCAUCCCUAUGAUGAUAUUCCAAGUAUUAAGAAACUGAUGAGAUGGAAAAAUGACAAGAAUGGAAUAGAAAAAUUAAUAAUCGAUUGCGAAAAGGAUAUUCUGAAGACACUAAAUUUUGAAAUCUCCUUUCCUGAUCCAAUUUCAAUGGUGGUCCUUUGUUUAAAAAAUGUGGACGAUGAUUAUCCAUACGAAUUAAUGUAUUACACUUCACUUUAUAUGAUUGAUCUGAUACUGCUAAACGAAUACUUUUCGCAAAUUCCCGUUUCCAUUCUGGUAAUUGUAACAGCGCAAAUAUCAUUGUUCACUUCAGUGGAUGGCGUAGAAAAUAUGAAAUACCCACCCUGGCAUUUUUGGAGGUCACAGUUCCCAAAAAUGUUAAGUGCGAAAGAAAGUGUUCCAGACUUCGUUGUGGAAAUAAUCAGAAAGAAAUUAAUAAGGAUUGCUCUUCUUUCACAAAAUCCAGAAUCUGAUUACGCUGCAGUUUACGAAAAAUGUAAGACCUCAAGAUUCGGGAAAGUAUCAAUAAUAAUUGAAAAAAGACUUAACACGCUUAUGGAAUCUGAAUACGAAUGAGAAUCGAAUUAUUUAAUAAUUUAGAGAAUUUUUUAUCAUUUUAAGAGAUUGAGAAUUUUAAAUAAAUACCAUGUUUAUAAAAA